Octopus bimaculoides (California two-spot octopus) is the source of this 9742-nucleotide messenger RNA. RefSeq lists its product as uncharacterized. NCBI's taxonomy places the organism in Eukaryota, Metazoa, Mollusca, Cephalopoda, Octopoda, Octopodidae. Gene Ontology annotation, molecular function: protein binding. The record is from RefSeq and is a predicted model, not a curated record.
UUUCUCUCUUCUCUAGGUAUGUGUUGUAUUUUUCCACGCAGACUUUCCAAAGAGAAGGAUUUGGUUGAGAGCAAGAAGAAAACAACAGCAUUAGGGAAACUCUUUCGGAAUAUGGGUCUUCGUAAAUCUGGCAGGAACAAGUUCUCCUAUAAACAGCAUCAAGGUGACCCAAAUGCCUAUGAAAUCACAAUGAAUGAUGAUGACCGAAUAGCGUUAAUGGUAAUGGUAAAAGAAGGCAAAAUAACCACAGAACAUGCACUAGAAGUGGUAAAACGGUUUGAGGAUCAUCGGCGACUGACUGGUGAGGGCGAUGAACAGAUCAAUGACCAGAUUUAUGGAAGUCGAGAGUCCCCAUUGUUAACCCAAGCUAGUGUCCAGACAAGAGGUCGAAGACAACACAGACCUGAAAUCACAAAACCCACCAAGUCUUCAUCAGAUCUAUACUCAGGUUCAUCACCUCGUUGUGAGAUAUGCCGUUCUCAGUCUCAAGAUGUAGAUGAUCGCAUGCGUUGGCCAGACAAUCGGGGAUCAUCCGAUUACCAAUGUACUGAACACCGGAGAGUCCAUAGUAUAGGCCAUAUGGAAUUCCACCAGUCACAAUCUCCAGAAUUCAUGAGGUCUAUAUCAUGCUCUCCAACACGUGGUGGCAGUAGCCAUACAGACAGCACAAAAUCAACUUCUGUGGGAGGGUCACCGUCACAUAGCCGUCUAUACUCUCCGGUACUUUAUUUAACAGGAGGCAACAAAGCCUCUGAUGAACAGCUUCUAAUCUCGCUCUCUCCAGCAGCCGAGGGGAAAGAUGAUGAUGCAUUAAAGAAAAACAGUAGUGGGGUUAGUAAAAGUGCAUCGGGUACUUCUUUAGACUCUGAUCUGUCAGCCGGGUGUACGUCACAUGGACCGUUACCCAAUGAAAUCGCAGCAACUCGAAAUGGGGACAUUGCAAAUUGCAGCAAUUCAACAAUGUCUGCAAGUUCCGAAACCUCUCCAGCCGGUGGACGUAAACCAGAAUCUUUACCGGCAAGAAUGAGGAACUUUGCUAGAAGCAAUAGUUACAGUACAGGUGAUGAUGGUAUGUCAUCUGACUACGACGAUCAUGAUGAAACAAAUAUGAGACUAAGUCAGAGUUGUCCACGAGGAAUGAUCACACAACGGUCAUUGAGUGUUAAUGACAGAAACAAAGAUUUGAGGAAUGACCUGAAAAAGAAACUGCUACGUUCUAAGGAGCCAAAUUACAGGUCACGGCAGAUGAACCAAGAUGUAUCCGAUGUCCAUGCUGUAACAGGAAGCCCAGAAAUAUUUAAUAGGUGCAAAUACCAAGUGACAAUUUCCCAGAAUUCCAUAGCCUCUACUGUAGAUGGCAUGCCUCUCUACUCUGGCCCAUUUUUAGGGCAGGCUAGGGUACAUACUGACUAUGACCCUGAGCCACAGGAGAAAGAUGCUUUAGUAUUAAGGAAAGGUGACAUUAUCCAAGUGAUGAGUAUGAUUCAGCCAGGAAUCUGGAAAGGUAUGUUGAGACAAAAAGUUGGUAACUUCCGGUUUUCACAUGUUGAAAUGAUUAGUGAUGACACUCCGCGUGGCCAACGCAAGGAGAGAAUUCAUCGAAGAAGGAACUCACAGCGGUCGAAACCACGUAAUGUUGAGGAACUGAUGCAGCGCAUUGGUUUAGAGCAUUUAACGAGUAUUUUCUUGUUGAAUGGAUACGACAAACUGGAAACGUUUGUUGAUAUCGAUGAAGAUGACCUCAGCGAGUUGAAUAUUCGUGAUACAGAACAACGUGCCAAACUUUUGACUGCAGCGGAGCUCCUUGUCGAUUGUAAUUCCCCUGAUAUUCUUGAUGUCCCAGCUAAAUGUGACAGCAACACUCCAGCUGACACCCCCUCUAGUCUGUCACCCCCAACCUUAUUUAACACUGAACCACCCCCUCCAAUGCCCAUUCAGCCCAUGAGUAGGGACUCAGGCUUCUAUGCUAGUAGUGACAAUUCACUCCACAAAGGUCAGCAAUCUGCUCGUCCUUCUGAUGAAGAUAUUCAUAAGAAGAAAAUGUUGGGUCAGUCUGCUACUGACAACAGUAUAUCGGAGGCAGAUGUAACAAACAAAGAUGAAAGCCAGCCGCAGAAAAGCAUUGCUUGUCAAACGGCUGGACAGACAGAACCCAGUACCAACUAUGAAAUCAGUGAUCUCGAAUUAUCUGCCGAGGACCGAGAGGUAUGUGAAAUUACAGAUGGAUUUGCUCAGAAAGAGAUCCGGGCUUCUCCAAAGAAAGCUACACCUCUCACUAGAGUCCAGCGCUGUUCAAGUGCCCAGCAGUCUGCACAGGAAAGUAUUGCCAAUGGAUAUAUCUCACAUUCCAGUUCUUUCUGUAACAUGACAGCAGAAUGCAGCCAUGUCAGCCCAAUGUUACAUCAUCUUAGUAAGAAGCAUGAGCAGCAUGGCCCGAUCAAUGUGGCUAUUGUUGACUGCAAGACGCCGAUACGCAGUUGUGGAUCGGAGGGAUCAGAUGGAACGCAGAGUGACCUCUCUGACAUUUCGCCCCACAGGAACUCAAAACCUGUUUCACUGAGAAAAUCAGCCAGCAAACUAUGUUCUGCUAAGACAAAUGGAAGUUUGGUGAUGAUGGAUAGAGUGGUAUCUCCAUCCUAUCACAUCAUACUUUCAGAUUCUUUGUCUUCAUCCCCAAUGGUUAAAAGGGAUGUGAGCACACAAAUGGACCCUUUCCGUAAAAAAGGCAACAGUGUUAAUGAGAACCAUCUGAGGACACAAAAGCUGAUUUAUGGAAGUAAACCACCAAUGUUUCUCGAAGGAGAUAACAUCCCCAAUCAAAUAUAUUUCCCUGGAACUUUGGGAAGAACUAUUGAAGGAAGUUAUUAUGGCAGCAAAGAUUCCCCCAACCGUACUAUUCCACGGCCACCGAAACCCCCCAGUCGAUCUUUAAUUCCACUAGUGAAGGCCAAGUUAUCUGAUGAGAAGAUUGAUCUUUCCUUAGAGCCUUACAGUGACAAGAAUGGUUACUGUGGCAUCCCGCCACUGUUGGUGCAACGCUAUGCUGAGGAACUGAGACAUGAUGUUUGGGGAAUUGCUGCUGUCAUGGAGCAAGUGAGAAUUUCUCAACUCCAGUCAUAUGGAAGGGAAGGAAUGACCAGUGAAUCAUUGGCCAAAGCCUGCCUAUCAUCAUGUGACCUGAAAAUAUCCUCAUUGAGAGAUUUUUUGAUCUCCAUUGGUCUGCCAAUGUAUGGUGAACAUCUCAUCAAGAUGGGAUUCUCUUCAAUGGAACGCUUGUUGUCCAUGACAGAUAAUGAUGUCCAGCGGGUAGUACAUGACACUCGGCAUAUCAAACGACUGAUGCAUGCAUUGGAGUGGGUUCGAUCACGCUUGGCAUCCCCAACGAGAAAAACUAAGAUUGCUUCCGUGAAAGACCAAGUAUAGAACCACAGGAUAAAUAGAUUUAAGAUGUAUCUUAAAGCAUACACAAAAAGAUACAUACACUUAUACAUGCAUAUGUACAUGCAUGUGCAUGCACACACUCACACACACACACACACACACACACACACACACACACACACACACACACACACACACACACACACACACACACACAUACAUACACAUGUGCUCACACAAUCAUAUACUCUCUCUUCUAGGCACAGGUUUUUAUCUUUCACAAUGUGACACUCAUGUAUAACAUGCAAUCUAUUCCUCUGUCACCUAUUCUGUUAAAAGCAACAUGGUGCCAACAUCCUACACACACACACACACACACACAAAUAUAUAUAUGUGUAUUAUAUGUAUGUGUACAUGAGUGUGUACAUGUGCCUAUAUAUAUAUAUAUAUAUAUAUAUAUAUAUGCCAGGUGGAUCUUGCAGGUCUGUGAAGAUGCAGGGCUACCUCUCUCAAAAUCAGCAAACAGAGAAUUUGACUGAAGAGGGUAGUUGUAGUUCUGUUGACAACAGAGAUCAAGGGAUCAAGAGGGUCUGGAGAGGACUAAGUGACUAAAAUGAAAAAUACAUAUAUAUAUACAUACUUACACACACACACACACACACACACAUAUAGAAAGAGAGAGAGUGAAAGAUACAUACAUAUGUGUGUGGGAGUAUAUGUAUAUUGCUUCCCAAUUACAAGGUCCAGGGUUUGAUCCUACUGCGUGGUAUCUUGGGCAAGCAUCUCGGAUUGAUCUGUGCCUUGUGAGUGAAAUUGGGAUGGUCUGUAUCAGUAAUUCAAAGAUCCAACCUUGUCACACACACACACCAUAUCAUGCUGAUUAUGCUGGAGAAUCACUUUUGAGAUAAAUGUGACCAUGGGAUAUUCAGCCACUUACAUGCUAAUUCAGGGAACGUGGAAAUUCAGUUGAGUGAACAACUGAAAACCCGUUACUCAUUGUCAGAAAUUCUGAUCAAGCUCCAUUAAUAUAUAUAUAUUUAUGUGUGUGCAUGAGUGUCUGUAUAUAUAUAUAUAUAUAUAUAUAUAUAUAUAUAUAUAUAUCCCAUUGUAACAAUGAUGAUAACUCCAGUAUUCCAGUGUGUAGAGAGAUAAAGAUCUUGUCUCUAAUUGAAACUCCAUUCUUCACCAAAGUAUCUAUUCUGUGGUGAGAUAAUGAUCUGCAAUUAUAGACAAGUGACUACCAUGUCAGUUAGCUGUAGGCAUGCAGCUAUAGUAUAUACUGACAAACUGUUCAAUUCUCGGUAAUUAGAACCCUAAAUAAUAAAAUAAACGGGGUCACUAAUUAGGUUUCGUCCUCCGUUGUUGUUCAUUGUGCCAUUUAACAGUGUUACUGCUGGACCAUUUCUGCGAUACUUCCAAGAGCAUGCCCAAACAUUUACUUUACAGCCACUCCCUGCAAAAGACAAGAGCCUUUUCCUCUAAAUCCCGACUGUCUGGACCCUAUGAAGGAGCCACAAUGAAAUUACUCGACCUGCUAGAAAAGCAGCUAAAUCUCCUUCAACCAGACCCUACCCUCUUAAAUAAUGGACAUUUAGGUAAUCUAAUACCUGAUAUAUAAAAUGACUGAAUGGUCACUUUUGGAAUGUAUCCGAUCAUUGAUGGAUUUGGGCAGAGCUGGUGCUAAACAACAACAACAACAACAACAACUAUUGUCCAUACAACCCUCUCCCCAACAUGUAACUUUUCAAACUGACCAUUCACUACACAAUCUUCCUUCUGGUUAUGUGUCUCUCCACUGACUGGACAGUGCAACAAAGAGGUAUUAAUCCACUACUCAUCACACAUCUUUAAUACAACUAUUUUAUAAAUUAAUGUUAUAGUUGAGGCAAGUUAGUUAGGUUUACAGAUUUGAGUAUCUUAAACCUGAGAGAAAUUGUGUGAAUAUAGUUCAGCUGUGUGGUAUGAUGUUACAGAUAGAUAGAUAGAUAUAGAUACAUGGAAGAAUAAAUAGGUAUUAAACAAUACACACACAUUUAUAUAUAUAUAUAUAUAUAUAACUUCUUGAAUCAAUGGUCAAAACAGACAAAAAAUCCAAAGAGCCAGAAAAUUUUCUAUGAGAUAAACUACUGUAGAGCAAAUGAUGAUAUCUUACAGAUUUAAUAAUAUUUUAGUAAAGAAACUCCAUUUUUACUAAUUCGAAGGUUCAUCUGAAAUACCAAGUUUCAGAUGAAGUUGCAAAUUAGUCAAAGUAGAGAUUUUUUUUUUUAUUCUGCUAAAAUAUUAAAUCUGUAAGAUACAAAUAUCUCUCUCUCUCUCUCUAUAUAUAUAUAUAUAUAGGGAUGGUUUUCUGAUUAGAUUCAUUUCAGUCAAGAGACAAACAGUAUAUGGGCAACAGUUGACUGACAAUAGGGGCUGCCACAACUGUCUUUCGUAUGUUUCUGGUACCAUUCUACACUCAGACAGAAAUAAUAAAAAACAAAGAUAAACAGAAACAAAACAAACUUCAUAGUUCUACACUACCACCUAUAUACACUAGUGUGUGUGUUUGUAUAAGUGUGUCUGCAUAUAUAAAUGUGUGUGUGUUUUUGUGUGUAUGUGUACACACACAAAAUACAUUUAUUUCACUCUGUCAUUCUCCAUGUGCAUCUGAACAUGUGUAUUUAAACACACAUCUAUGUAUGUAUAUAUAUACAUAUAUAUACAUAUAUAUAUGUAUAUAUAUAUAUAUAUAUAUAUAUUUGUUCAAAGCAAAUGGUUUACUCUGUUGCUACUUAGAAGUUUCACUAAUAUGCCUUCUUUCAGGUGCCCAAAUUGAAAAAAAAAAAAAGAUAAAAAAAAGAACUAAAAAACAUUGAUUGCUUUAUCACCUGAAGUAUUGCAUGUGGCAAGAAACUCAGAGCAGCAACUGAGUUAAACAUCAGCUUUGGGAAACAAAACAAAAAAAUUCUAACAUCUGUCAAGUACUUUUUCUCCUAAUCGUUUACCCAAAGUACACACACACACACACACAUGCACACACAUGUACACACACAUAUACAUAUGCAUACACACACAAACACACACGUCUAUAUAUAUGUGUGUGUGUGUGUGGGUGGGUGUUUGUGGAGUACUUGAUAUUCUGAAGAGCACAAGCCACUGUGACGAUUUUAAUCAAUUGACUCGGUUUAAAUAUUCAUUAUGUGAAAAAUGUACAGAGGCCACAGUGUAAUCACGAUCUUAAAAUCAUGCUGAUAUAAACAAUUAAUCAAUGAAUUAUGCUAAUUAAUUAAAUAAAUCAAUAAAGAAGUUGAUAAGGCAAACAAUGAAUGGAACGAAAUAGCUUUCAGUGGGUGAGAAUCAAAGAAAUAACUAUUAACAAAACUAAAGGGUAACAACAUUAAAUAGCACUCACAUAUACAUAUACAGGCAUACAUAUACGCAUAUAUGCAUGUGUAGGUAUAUAUGUAUGUAUAUACAUAUACGUGCGUGUGAGUAUAUGUAUAUAUGUUUAUGUAUAUAAGUGUAUAUACAAAUAUAUGUGUAUGUACAUGUGUGUGUGUGUGUGGUGUGUGUGUGUGUGUGUGUGUGUGUGUAUAUAUAUAUUCUUUUAUUCUUUUAUUUGUUUCAGUCAUUUGACUGCGGCCAUGCUGGAGCACCGCCUUUAGUCGAAUAAAUCAACCCCCAGGACUUAUUCUUUGUAAGCCUAUCGGUCUCUUUUGCUGAACCGCUAAGUUACAGGGACGUAAACACACCAACAUCGGUUGUCAAGUGAUGGUGGUGGGGGACACAAACACACAGACACACAAACAUAUACGCAUAUAUAUAUAUAUAUGUAUAUAUAUAUACAACAGGCUUCUUUCAGUUUCUGUCUACCAAAUCCGCUUACAUUGCUUUGGUUGGCCCAAGGCUAUGGUAGAAGACACUUGCUCAAGGUACCACGCAGUGGGACUGAAACUGGAACCAUGUGGUUGGUAAGCAAGCUAGUUGCCUCACGGUCACAUCUGCGUCUAUAUAUAUAAAUAAAUUUGAUCUCUUAUUAGUAUAAGUAACAGUGCUCAGUAAUUUCAAAUAAAAACUGUAGGAGUAGGAGCAAACCAGAAGAAAAGGAGAAGGAAUCACUUCCAUUGUAUUUUUAUUAGAAGCAUUGAAAUAUGAAUUGGCAACAGUACAUACAUAUUUGAUUAGUUGCUGAGGAAGAACAUUUCAAAAUGUGUCACACAUUCAUCUAUUCAAUUUUCAUUUCAAGAACACAUAGUUUCGUCGCGUCAUAUGAUAUCCCAUACCUUCAGUGUCAUAUGCAUAAAAUUCGCAUGAGCUAGCGUGAUGGCUGUUGUUAAUAAAUUUAUAUUGUUCAUGAAUAUUUUUAUGAUCUAUCUUUCAGGAUAUGGAAAAUCCAUUAUGUAGGGAGUAAAUUAUUUUAGCUAGUUUGUUGUUGUCAAUUCCCCAAUGAAUAUCAAAGGAAGCAUCUUUGCAAGAAUUCACGGAUUUUAAUCUUUUGUUACAAAUUUCAAAAUCUAUAAUAGAUUGUUGUCUUUCUGUAAAAGACAGAGAUCACACUUUCUGGUAUCAUUAUUAUAAUAGGACCUAGGGUUGGCAGAACUGUUAGCAUGCUGGGCAAAAUGUUUAGUGGCUUUUUGCCUGUCUUUAUGAUCUGAGUUCAUAAUUUGCCAGAGUCAACUUUGCCUUCCAUCCUUUCGGGGUCAAUGAAAUAAGUACCAGUUAAUCAAUUAUCCCCCUUCCCUAAAAUUUCAAGCCUUUUGCCUAUAGUAGAAAGGAUUAUUAUCGUAGGAUGCGUGUUCUAUAAUGAACCACUCGGUUUUACAAUUAUAAAACUGAGUAAAUUCAUUUAAAUUCCAGAUAUAUUUGAACGAGACAUCUAUUUGAGUACCUGAAUGUAUCCAUUCAGAAUCUUUUUUAAAAGAGAUUUUCAGUAAGCUCUAUAUUGCUUUUUUGUAUCACUUAUCUGCAAGUAAAUCCUUAGCUUGAUAAACUAAUGCUAUAGAAAGACAUAUAGCACUGAAGUAGCAGAUACUGAAAUUUCAUUGAGAAAAAUUUUGUGUGUUCAUGCUGGAAAUGUUUCUUCUGUUUAUACUGACUACAGAAGCAGCAGUGCAACUGGAACUCAACCAAAUGUUCUAUAAGGACAUAGUUUUCUUAUAAGGUUUAGGACAGUUUGUGCAACAAGAGAAUGAAGAUUUAAACUACAAAGAGGAUUAAACCAUAAAAUAUUUAGUUUCCAAUUUUUGCAUUUUUUGAUAUUAGCAUUGUACUGUGUAUAAUAUAUUGUAUAUUUGAAGUAAUAUUGCAUUGUUGUACUAAUGAGCAGCAUGGUUAAAGAAUUCUUCAACAGAGAUUAAGCUUGGAACCAUUUAUGUUAUCAAGUAAUUUACAAAUACCAACUAGCAAAAUUGUUUAUUUCCUAAAGAAAGAAUUUGUAAUGCCCUGAAAUAUAGAUAUAUAAAUAAGAAAAGAUGUUCAUUAAUACUAAAACAUUGUUAUCAAUGACCAACUUUCUUGUUCGUAUGUGAUUUAUACAUAUGGUACUGAACAUGGGGAAACAAAAUGUGUUUUUGCACAGUAACAGAUGGCAAUGCCGUGUGUUAUUUGCAUUAUAACUGAAUGGGUGAUUCAUUUUCUUAAGGUUGGCCUCAGCUAUAGAAUCUCAAUGUUUGCAAAUAUUUUUGCUUAUAUAUCAUCAUCAUACUGUUUUCCUACUUCAAUCAUUUGAAUAAUAAGUAACAUCACACUCAGUGCUACACAUCCAGAAAUUUCAACUUCUAAUAAAAUAUCUACUCUUCUUUGUGUAUUGAGUACUUUAUCCUAAACACAGACUUUCACCUUUACAAACACACACAGACACACACACAUGUAUGUUUGUACUCAGACAUACACACUCAUAAAUCAAUGUAUAUACACACGUAAAAACUGUGUAUAUAUAUUUUAGAUUUGUAGUCUUGACCAGAUAGAUAGAAAGGGGUAUUUAGAAUUAUGUAUGCGUGUGCACACACACACACACACACACACACACACACACAAAUAUACAUGCACACACAAAUACACAUGCACACACAAAGCCUCUCAAGUUGUUUGUUAUUCUGAAAUAUUUCACAAAAUUAAAAAGAAAAUAUAAAGAAAAAAGUAAAAAAAAAAAGAUUAUAAUCAGUGAAAAGGUGUGAUGCUGUAAAGGUUAAAAAAAAAAGCUAGCAGUAGAGUGCUGCCCUCUACUGCCAGCUCUAAAGAGUUAUGUACCCAUUGCAACGUCACCCUGCAAAUGACCAAUCAGAGCAGCUUUUCUGUAUCUCUUGAAUUUUUUGUUUUUUUUUUGCAUGAAAAGAAAGUAUACAAAGAUGUGAUAAUAAAUUAAAUUGAGGAAAAUUAAAAA